CUUGAAGGGAGGUUUAUGAUUGCUCCAAAGCCGCGUUGCUCUUGCCCGUCUCCUGGGAAAGACCCAAAGCCCCAUUCAUGCUCGGAGCCGCGGCUGCCUCACACCGGGGGCAGAAAUGCUGCAGUGAGCAGAGCGGGGAUAAUCCGUCCUCUGAGCCCGAGCAAGGGCUUUUCUCUAAUUCACCAGCACAGACAGGUUAAGUCCUGGCUUUCCUACCCGCUGCAGGGCAAGGCGCUUACAUCAACGGAGGAGUUUGUACGCAGGGUAGGGGAGACGCUGCUGGGCUCUGACAGUUCUGCGGCGUUCCUGGGGCUGUACCUCAUGUUCGGCUAUGGUGCCUCGCUGCUCUGCAACCUCAUCGGCUUCGCCUACCCCGCGUACGUCUCCAUCAAAGCCAUCGAAAGCUCCAGCAAAGAGGACGACACCAUGUGGCUGACGUACUGGGUGGUGUACGGCGUCUUCAGUGUAGCCGAGUUCUUCUCCGACAUCUUCCUCUACUGGUUCCCCUUCUACUACGUUGGGAAGUGUCUGUUCCUGGUGUGGUGCAUGGCUCCCGUGUCCUGGAACGGGUCGCAGGUGCUCUACCAGAACGUUAUCCGGCCCUGCUUCCUCAGGCACCACCAGACGGUGGACAACGUGCUUGGCAACCUCAGCACCAAAGCCCUGGACGUGGCUUCCAGCGUCACCCGAGAAGUCCUGCAGACUCUGGUCAGCAGCAGAGCCCGGCUGGCGGCCGAGGUGGCACCGCAGCUCAGCCUGUCUCCUCCGGAGCAGCCAUGAACCUGGCGCAGGAAGCGGAGAAGAGCAAGUGAGAGCGGCCGCCGGCGCCACCGGCACCACGACCGCGGGCCUGGGUUCCCUGCCCAGUCCCAUGCCCCACCGCUGCUGUCCCCAAUAAACCCCCCUCGGUGUUCCCCGGU
Molecule: messenger RNA, 920 nt
Organism: Harpia harpyja (harpy eagle)
Lineage: Eukaryota; Metazoa; Chordata; Aves; Accipitriformes; Accipitridae
Gene: REEP6
Product: receptor accessory protein 6
Exons: 6
Coding region: 16-780 (254 amino acids)
Source: RefSeq, a predicted model, not a curated record